UGCAUACGCGUAUUCACGUGCAGGUCCUGAAAUACAGAGACCGACCCGACGUCAACACUGUAUUUAUUUUCAAAAGUGUUAUCUGACGUUCGGGCGACGUGCUAUCAGCUGCGGAGCAGAAAAAAGGACCGAAACCUCCUCGUUCAAGAGUCGGCGAGCACCGCUUGAAGGCACUUCUCGGACCUUCUAUCCGCGGAGUCUGCGCGUUGCGAGCGUGCUGCCGAGCACGUGAAAACCGCGCGCUCGGUUCCUUAAUUGCCGCGCAUCUUGACGACUGACGCGAUGCUGAGCGGACGGCUAGCGCUCGUGACUGGCGGGGGCAGCGGAAUCGGCCGCGCCGUGUGCCUUGGUCUGGCCCAGGAAGGUUCUCGAGUUGUCAUCGCUGACGUCAACAAAGAUGCCGCGCGGGACACUCUCCGGAUGAUGCCCAAUGAGGCGGACCACCAAGCGCUGGAGGUGGACGUGGGCGAGGGCCGUUCGGUGCGCGACCUGUUCUCGGCCAUCCGGCGGCUGUACAGCUGCGCUCCCACCGUGGUGGUCAACUCGGCCGGCUGCCUCACGCACAGCUUCCUCCUCAACACCGACGAGCGGGCCUUCGACGAGAUGGUGCGCGUCAACCUCAAGGGCACCUUCCUUAUCACUCAAGAGGCUGCCCGGGAAAUGAUGGCGGACGACACGUCCAAGAAGCAGGACCGGUCGAUCGUGAACAUCUCGACCAUUCUGGGCAGCACGGGCUUCCCCAAGAUGUCUUGCUACGUGGCCGCCAAAUCUGGUGUCAUCGGCUUCAGCAAGUCAGCCGCGCUGGAGCUCGCCCCGUACGCGAUCCGAUGCAACACGGUUCUGCCGGGCGUGACGGACACGCCGCUGCUGUCUCCGCUGGACGAAGAGACGGUGCAGAAGUUGAUCCGUCGCUCGGCCAUGCGACGCGAAGGAAAACCCGAGGACAUCGCGAGCGUUUGCGUGUUCCUCGCGUCGCCAAGGAGCUCCUACGUGACGGGCGCCGCCAUCGAAGUCACCGGAGGUCUUUCGGCGUGACAGCCAUAUUGUCCUGUCAGAUGCACUCAUGGACGU
This is a messenger RNA of Rhipicephalus sanguineus (brown dog tick), 1071 nucleotides long. Its product is annotated as (3R)-3-hydroxyacyl-CoA dehydrogenase. The record is from RefSeq and is a predicted model, not a curated record. The transcript is spliced from 3 exons. Gene Ontology annotation, molecular function: oxidoreductase activity, acting on the CH-OH group of donors, NAD or NADP as acceptor. The coding region runs from base 283 to 1035 and encodes 250 amino acids. NCBI's taxonomy places the organism in Eukaryota, Metazoa, Arthropoda, Arachnida, Ixodida, Ixodidae.